Molecule: messenger RNA, 725 nt
Organism: Dermatophagoides pteronyssinus (European house dust mite)
Lineage: Eukaryota; Metazoa; Arthropoda; Arachnida; Sarcoptiformes; Pyroglyphidae
Product: venom peptide SjAPI-like
Source: RefSeq, a predicted model, not a curated record
UAAUCAACCAAGUGACCGAGAUAUAUUGUAAAAACAAAAAAACCCAAAUCAGACGUUGGAAAGGCGGCCAAAGUUCAUUGACCAGCAUCAAUAACGCGCAAUUCUUCUUCAAAGGCCAAGGCAUAGUCCUUGCAAUUGCAUCGUGAAAAAAAGUUCCUAUACAAAAAAAUAUACAACCAAAAUACAUCAAAGAAAAAUGUCUGGUAAUACAGCAAAUUCAAAUUCAUUAAUUACAACUUUGAUUUGCAUAUCGAUUUAUUUGAUUUUAUUUAUAUCUUUAAAUAAAUCGAUUGCAUCAGCUAUUCCAAUAGUCGAUGAAUGUCCUGAACAUUCCACAUUCAAUCCAUGCAUGACUAGAUGUCCAGUAACUUGUUCCAAUUUUCACAGUGGUCCACCUGAAUGUUUAUCAAUUUGUCAGGUCGGUUGUGAAUGUCAACCAGGUUUCAUCAAGGUUACCAAGAAUCCAUGGGGACCUUGUGUCAAACAAUACGAAUGUCAACUUUAUACGUUAAACAGCUAUAACAACAAACAACAACAACAAAAAAGAAAUCGUCUUCCGAUACACAAUCCAAGACGAAAAAUUAGCCAAAUGAAUCGAUUACAACAAUUAAAUCGAACUCAAGCCAAUAUGUAAUUUUUUCAAAAAGAUUGACAAACACAUAAACACACAAAAAUAGCGAAUAGAAUUUUAAUCAUGUAAAAUAAAUUUCAUCUUUUAUUUUUAA